AUGGAUAAUAACGAUGAUUUAUGUGGUUUUAAACAUUCAUGGAAGAUUGAACAUUUCGAACACCUUUUAACGCAAGUGGUCGGCCUAAAAUUUUAUUCCGAAGUCUUUUUCUCCCCUGGAGUCAAGAUCUCAGACCCUUCAUUUCCUUGGCGUCUUUUGGUCACACCGAAACUUGAAUGGAGUCUAAAUACCAUUAAUGUGUACCUAGAAGCUAUACAGUCCCCGGCUGAAGUAAAAAACAAUACUCAAAUUCGUCGAAUGCAAUUCCAAAUUAAGGUUUUUAGGGUAGAUUCCGAACGAGAGGGAGACAAAGAGCGUAAAAAUUUAACUUUACUCGGCUCAACACUAAAAAGAUCUCAAAACUUCAUGUUCGACCAGCACACCACUGGCGCUGGGAAAACUGAUAUUUGUCGACAUGAUAUGAUUUGGCCGACCAAAGAUUAUACUGCUCGAGCGGAUUUAGUCAUCCAAGCGAUCAUCGCUCAUCUAGAGGAAGAAGACCACUCAAGUGAUGAUGACAUGGCAUUUUUUACCAGCGGACGUUUUGCAGAUAUUACCUUUACCUUUUCUACUGGCGAAAAGAUCCCUGCGCACCGUCUCGUUCUUGCAAAAGGGUCUGAAUAUUUUAAAAAUAAACUCAAGAAUGAAUGGGCAAGCCCCAAGAAUACGAUUGAAAUAACCGAUAUUGAUUAUGAAACUUUUUAUGCUCUUUUACACUAUAUAUACUCUAAUAAAAUUAAACCAGAAUUAUCCAAAGAGGUUUUAGAAACACUGCACUCUGAAGCUCGCAUGCGUUCCAUGACGAGUCUCUCAGCAGCCGUGGUCGAAAUAUUGUUCACGGAUGUCUCCUUCGAUAAUUGGCAUGAUUACUAUCGCAGGGCUUGGACGUGCAAUGAUUCAUUUUUUCAAAGACUUGUGCUAAAUUACGCAAUUGAUAAUUGGGACGAAACUGUCACGGAUGAAACUAUGAAAAAGAUUCUUGACUGGGGCGGUUCAAAACCGGUCGACAAGCUAUUCAUGGCAAAGAAUUUAGGAGUAUAUGCGAUGGAGCAGUUUUAUGUUUGA
Ambispora gerdemannii is the source of this 1065-nucleotide messenger RNA. The record is from the annotation of a GenBank genome assembly. Lineage: Eukaryota; Fungi; Glomeromycota; Glomeromycetes; Archaeosporales; Ambisporaceae.